Molecule: messenger RNA, 1150 nt
Organism: Triticum dicoccoides
Lineage: Eukaryota; Viridiplantae; Streptophyta; Magnoliopsida; Poales; Poaceae
Product: SNAP25 homologous protein SNAP33-like
Exons: 6
Coding region: 114-905 (263 amino acids)
Cellular component (GO): SNARE complex; plasma membrane
Molecular function (GO): SNAP receptor activity
Source: RefSeq, a predicted model, not a curated record
UCCUCCUUUGCCUCCAACUCCAGUUCUGCCGCCCAGCCCAGGAAGAAGCAGGCGGCCGGCAACCUCUCCGCACCCUCGUCGCGCGCCUCCUCUCUCCUCUCCUCUCAGGAAAGAUGCCCGUGUCAAGCGUCGCAAAACCUUUGUCUUCUAAACCAAAUCCAUUCGAUUCAGACUCAGACUCUGAAUUUACCUCGAGGCCUACAAGAGCAUCAUCUUCCAACUCAGUUGAUCCUGGUGCCAAUGGCCGAUACAAGAAUGGGUUCCGCGAUUCAGGCGGAUUCGACAACCAAUCCGUGCAAGAACUGGAGGGCUACGUUGCACACAAGGCCGAGGAGGUCACUCAGAAAGUGAGCGUCUGCCUUCGGCUCGCUGAAAACAUCAAGGAGGAUGCUACCAACACUAUGAUCGCCCUGCACAAGCAGGGUCAACAGAUGAAUAGGACCCAUGAAACCGCUGCGAACAUUGAUCAGGACCUUAGCAGGAGUGAGACACUUCUAGGAAGCCUUGGAGGGUUCUUCUCAAAAACCUGGAAGCCCAAGAAAACUAGGCAAAUAAGGGGACCGGCAGUUAUCUCUAGAGAUGAUUCCUUCAAAAGAAGGGCUAACCACCUAGAGCAGAGAGAAAAAUUAGGAUUGUCUUCAAGCCCCAGAGAGAAGUCGAGUUCUCAGACGUAUUCGGAUCCUACCAACGCCAUGGAGAAGGUUCAGGUGGAGAAAGAUAAGCAAGACAAUGCCCUUUCUGAUCUUAGCGAUGUCCUGGGACAGCUCAAGGGCAUGGCUCUAGAUAUGGGCUCAGAAAUCGAUAGGCAAAACAAAGCCAUUGACGGUCUACAAGAUGAUGUGGAGGAACUCAACUCCAGGGUGAAAGGAGCCAACCAGCGUGCACGCCGUUUGCUUGAGAAAUAAUAUUGCCUCGAAAAUGUAUGAUUGCAGUCUUGGUAUAUGUCAUGUGGGGCACGUCUUACAGACGUGGGCCGCGCGGCCAGGAGCAGCCGACGGCCGCAUCAGGCAAGGCGCAGGCUGGACAGGAGUCCUGAUCCGGGCACAUUAGUUCCUAGACUAGUUUAUUUCGUAUAGGUUUCUAGUUUGUUAUUAGCCCAUGGGGCCUUUAUAUAUCAGAUAGUUAGCACCCUUUAGGGAUAAGGAAUAAA